This is a messenger RNA of Chara braunii, 705 nucleotides long. Lineage: Eukaryota; Viridiplantae; Streptophyta; Charophyceae; Charales; Characeae. The record is from the annotation of a GenBank genome assembly.
GGAAGUAACUUGAGGAGCAACCUAGAAGGGGAGUCGAGAGCGGAGGCCGGCGGAAGGCCGAAUUUCAGCGACCAGCGUACCGUAGCGCGCAGGGAGGUGUCCAAGUUCAGGUCCGGAGCGAUGGCACGAUUGACGUUUCCCAUGGCAGCGCUGGCUGCCGUGCUUCUGAUCGCUGCUGCAUCCUCCGCCAGCGCGGUUUGCCCGCCCAAGGUGACCAUAGACUCCGUCACCUACGGCGGCACCGGCUGCAACCGGCAAAACACGAACUACGUGUUUUCGCCGGACUUCUCCACCGUGACGUUCAUCUUCGGCGGCAUGGUUGCCACAACCGACGGAGGCCUCGCCAACACGAGGAAGUUCUGCCAGCUCUCCUUCGCGCUGAAGUAUCCUAAGGGCUGGAUUUUCACGCUGGGGAAGGCGACCGGCCGCGGGUUUGCAGCGAUCGGCAAACACUCGUUGGGCGUCUACGAGUCGAGCUACUACUUCUCCGGACAAACGGGGACGUGCACCAUCAGCCGCAAAUUCUACGGCCCGCAGAGCAAGAGCUUCGAGGCCACGGACAAUUUCCUGACGAUGGUGUGGAGCCAGUGCAACGGCGUUCCCAACCUGAACAUCAAGACGGUGUCGUGACUGAUCUUAAUUUGGCCUACAAAAAGUGGCGGGCCAGGGAGUUGCCGGGGAUAAUUGGUAGAAAGAGCCCACGGC